AUGGUUAUCAGUGAUCACAGGCGCGGCACUUGGAGAACUGCAACAAGUCUUAAACAGGAACCAUCUCACACUUCAUUCAACAUGUCCGCAAUUCAAAAGAACGUCGAGGCCGCCUCGGAAACCUACUCGUCGACCUUUGACAAGGGCCACCUCGCCCUCCCGCCGGCGAAAAAGUACCUCGUCCUGACGUGCAUGGAUGCCAGGAUCGAUCCGGCGCGGGCUUUUGGUAUCGAGCUGGGCGAUGCGCACGUCAUUCGCAAUGCCGGCGCUUCAGCCGUAGACGCGAUCCGCAGCAUCGUCAUCUCGCAGCAGCUCCUCGGCACGCACGAGAUCGUCCUGGUCAAGCAUACGGGCUGCGGCAUGUUGACUUUCAAGAACGAGGAUGCGUUUGGUCUCGUUGAGAAGAAUCUUGGUGCCGAGGCUUCCUCGGAGGCGGCGAGCCGUAUCCCAGACUUCCUCCCCUUCCCGGAGCUGGAUGCGGCUGUCAAGAAGGAUAUUGAGUUUAUCAAGGCGUCCAAGUUGGUGCCGGAGAGUGUUACUCUGAGCGGAUGGGUUUAUGAGGUUGAGACGGGGAAGACGAGGCGUGUUGUUUGA
This is a messenger RNA of Colletotrichum lupini, 594 nucleotides long. RefSeq names its product carbonate dehydratase. NCBI's taxonomy places the organism in Eukaryota, Fungi, Ascomycota, Sordariomycetes, Glomerellales, Glomerellaceae. The transcript has 4 exons. The record is from RefSeq and is a predicted model, not a curated record. The coding region runs from base 1 to 594 and encodes 197 amino acids. Gene Ontology annotation, molecular function: carbonate dehydratase activity; zinc ion binding.